Molecule: messenger RNA, 456 nt
Organism: Beta vulgaris subsp. vulgaris (sugar beet)
Lineage: Eukaryota; Viridiplantae; Streptophyta; Magnoliopsida; Caryophyllales; Amaranthaceae
Exons: 2
Coding region: 1-456 (151 amino acids)
Source: RefSeq, a predicted model, not a curated record
AUGGAGGCACAUAUGCAAGCCCUGAAACUUAUUGUUCGCUAUGUCAAGGGUACUCUUGCUCAUGGUCUUCAUCUCUAUGCAUCCUCCUUUUCCACUCUUAUCUCUUACACUGAUGCAAAUUGGGAUGGGUGUCCGGAUACCCGACGCUCUACUUCUGGGUACUGUGUGUUUCUCGAUGAUAAUUUGAUUUCCUGGUCCUCCAAGAGACAACCUAUUCUCUCUCGUUCGAGCGCCAAGUCAGAGAAAUCUAGUACAAAUCAACGUACCAAGCACAUUGAAGUGGAUAUUCACUUUGUUCGAGAAAAAGUAGCACGUGGUGAAGUUCGUGUCUUGCAUGUUCCCUCUAAGUACCAAAUUGUAGAUAUUUUUACGAAGGGGCUUCCCUUGAUCCUCUUUGAAGACUUUAGAGACAGUCUCAUCGUUCGUCCUCCUCCCACUUCGACUGGGGUGUGUUAG